AUGCCGCGGAGAUGCGACGCAUGUGGUGCGACUACACCACCAUUCAAUAUUCAGUGUUGUCCUAGUUGUGGACACGAAUUCCGUAAACCAGAAAAUAAUUCAACACCACCAAAUAAUAAAACCCAUGCUAAAGAUAGUCAUUCCAAACAGCCUCGUGCCUGUCCAUAUAAAAACCUUUGUGCGGAAUAUCUUCGAUCUUUAGAAUGGGAUCGAUCUUUAUUUGAUCGACGUUUUAAUCAUUGCUACUGCUCAGAUUGUUAUCUCGAGUCUUGGAGUGAUACUGUUGAAGCGGCCGGUUCCGUUUACGUUAUUCCACGAGGAUGGUGUCGAUUCGGCCUUCAAGUAGAUAAAGUUCGAACUGAGGUUGAUCACAUUUGGCGUAAUUGGAUUGUCACCUAUCAUGGAACAACACCGGAGGCAGCUCAGUCCAUUGUUGUCCAUCGACAAUUCUUAAUACCUGGUGAUAAACGAUUAGAUGGCGAGAAAAUUGCCAUACGUCCUGGGCAUAUUGAAGGACAAAAUCAUAUUUAUACAUCACCGACAAUAGCAUACUCAGCACAUCCAUGCUAUUGUCGGCCUCAACUGUUUCGAUCGCGAACAACAAAUAAAGUUUACAAAGCACGCAUCGUACUUCAAUGCCGACAACAACCAGGAUCUUUUAAAAUUCAACCAGAAACAAUAAGAGCCGGCCAUCAGAGAAUUUGUCCAAUAAUACCAAAUGAUGAAGUAGAAAUCUAUACAACAGUUCGUGCAUCAGUUUUGCCUUACGGUAUAUUGAUACAGUUAGAAGAAACUUCUUAA
Molecule: messenger RNA, 801 nt
Organism: Rotaria sp. Silwood1
Lineage: Eukaryota; Metazoa; Rotifera; Eurotatoria; Philodinida; Philodinidae
Source: the annotation of a GenBank genome assembly